CCAGUCUCAUCUCUCAUCAAUCUCAGAAAUGGCUUUCCUGUGGUUGGUGUCUUGCUUUGCUUUCAUCAGUGCAGCCUAUGGCUGUGGCGCCCCUGCCAUCCCUCCCGUUGUGACUGGCUUUGCCCGCAUCGUCAACGGUGAGGAGGCUGUGCCCCACUCCUGGCCCUGGCAGGUGUCUCUGCAGCAACCCUCUGGCUUCCACUUCUGUGGUGCCUCUCUGGUCAAUGAGAACUGGGUUGUGACUGCUGCCCACUGCAAUGUGAGGACCAGCCACAAAGUGGUUCUUGGAGAACACGACAGAGGAAGCUCAGGAGAGGCCACCCAGACCAUGAAAGUGCAGAAGGUCUUCACCCACCCCGAGUGGAACCCCCGCACCAUCAACAACGACAUUGCUCUCAUCAAGCUGGCCUCCCCUGUGAGCAUGAGCUCCCAUGUUGGCCCCGUGUGCCUGGCUGAGACCGCCGACGCCUUUACCCCUGGAACGACCUGCGUGACCUCCGGCUGGGGUCUGACCCGCCACAAUGCUAUGUUCACCCCAAACCAGCUGCAGCAGGCUGCCCUUCCCCUGCUGUCCAGCGAGCAGUGCAAGACGCACUGGGGAAGCCAGAUCUCCGAUGUCAUGAUCUGCGCUGGUGCCGACGGCGCCUCCUCCUGCAUGGGUGACUCUGGUGGCCCCCUGGUGUGCCAGAAGGACAAUGCCUGGACCCUGGUGGGUAUCGUGUCCUGGGGCAGCAGCAGAUGCUCCACCACCACCCCUGCUGUGUACGCCCGCGUCACCGAGCUUCGCGCCUGGGUGGACCAGAUCCUGGCUGCCAACUAAAUGGACAUUACCUCCAUAACAGGACAAUGUCACCUCUUUGUAUGUCACUCUAACUUGUCACAAUAAAGGCAGUAAAACUCAA
Messenger RNA from Clupea harengus (Atlantic herring), 902 nucleotides. Its product is annotated as chymotrypsin B-like. Gene Ontology annotation, molecular function: serine-type endopeptidase activity. Gene Ontology annotation, biological process: proteolysis. NCBI's taxonomy places the organism in Eukaryota, Metazoa, Chordata, Actinopteri, Clupeiformes, Clupeidae. The record is from RefSeq and is a predicted model, not a curated record.